AUGGCCGCGGCGGAGACUUACCUGCAAGGAGCGGAGAUCUCCGCUUCCCAGUUUUUCGAAAUCUGGCGUCACUACGACUCUGACGGCAAUGGGUACAUGGAUGGGAAAGAACUGCAGGAUUUUAUCCAGGAGUUGCAGCAGGCACGAAAGAAAGCAGGACUGGACCUAACCCCAGAAAUGAAAGCAUUUGUGGACCAGUUUUCAAAGUGUUCUGACGGAAAAAUAGGAAUAGUAGAGCUUGCUCAGAUAUUACCAACAGAAGAGAACUUCCUCUUGUUCUUUAGGUGUCAGCAGCUGAAAUCAAGUGAAGACUUCAUGCAGACAUGGCGAAAGUAUGACAGCGACCAUAGUGGAUUUAUUGAUGCUGAUGAACUCAAGAGCUUUCUGAAAGACCUACUACAGAAAGCAAACAAGCAGAUUGAUGAUUCAAAGUUGACAGAAUACACAGACAUCAUGCUCAAGAUGUUUGAUGAAAACAAUGAUGGAAAGCUGGAACUGACUGAAAUGGCCAGAUUGCUCCCAAUACAAGAAAACUUUCUCCUAAAAUUUCAGGGUGUCAAAAUGUGUGGAAAGGAGUUUAAGAAAGCUUUCAAUACAUUUGAUUCAGAUGGGAAUGGCUACAUAGAUGAAAAUGAAUUAGAUGCUUUACUGAAAGAUCUCUGUGAAAAGAACAAAACGGUAUUAGAUAUUAACAACCUUCCAACAUACAAGAAGAACAUCAUGGCCUUGUCUGAUGGAGGAAAGCUUUACCAAAGCGAACUUGCUCUUAUUCUCUCUGCUGCAGAAAAUUAG
This is a messenger RNA of Varanus komodoensis (Komodo dragon), 792 nucleotides long. It is a transcript of the gene CALB1, whose product is annotated as calbindin 1. Lineage: Eukaryota; Metazoa; Chordata; Lepidosauria; Squamata; Varanidae. The transcript is spliced from 11 exons. Gene Ontology annotation, cellular component: nucleus; dendrite; synapse. Gene Ontology annotation, biological process: regulation of presynaptic cytosolic calcium ion concentration; regulation of long-term synaptic potentiation. Gene Ontology annotation, molecular function: calcium ion binding. The coding region runs from base 1 to 792 and encodes 263 amino acids. The record is from RefSeq and is a predicted model, not a curated record.